AUGCCACCAAAGAAGAAGGUCGAGCGCGCUGCGCAAGAGAACAUCCAGCUCGGUCCCCAGGUCCGCGAGGGCGAGCUCGUCUUCGGUGUUGCACGUAUCUUCGCGUCUUUCAACGACACCUUCGUCCAUGUUACUGAUCUGUCCGGUCGCGAAACCAUCUCCCGUGUCACCGGCGGUAUGAAGGUCAAGGCUGAUCGCGACGAGUCCUCCCCAUAUGCUGCUAUGUUGGCUGCCCAGGACGUUGCCGCACGUUGUAAGGAGUUGGGCAUUACUGCACUCCACGUAAAGAUCCGUGCUACUGGAGGUAACGGUACCAAGACCCCAGGCCCAGGAGCUCAAUCCGCUCUCCGUGCUCUCGCUCGUGCUGGCAUGAAAAUAGGUCGCAUCGAGGACGUGACCCCUACCCCUUCCGAUUCUACAAGAAGAAAGGGUGGUCGCCGUGGUCGCCGUCUCUGA
This is a messenger RNA of Pseudovirgaria hyperparasitica, 456 nucleotides long. RefSeq lists its product as uncharacterized. Gene Ontology annotation, molecular function: structural constituent of ribosome; mRNA 5'-UTR binding; small ribosomal subunit rRNA binding. Bases 1 to 456 code for a protein of 151 amino acids. The transcript has 3 exons. Gene Ontology annotation, cellular component: cytosolic small ribosomal subunit; ribosome. The record is from RefSeq and is a predicted model, not a curated record. Lineage: Eukaryota; Fungi; Ascomycota; Dothideomycetes; Acrospermales; Acrospermaceae. Gene Ontology annotation, biological process: maturation of SSU-rRNA from tricistronic rRNA transcript (SSU-rRNA, 5.8S rRNA, LSU-rRNA); translation; ribosomal small subunit assembly.